This is a messenger RNA of Ipomoea nil (Japanese morning glory), 3292 nucleotides long. RefSeq names its product WEB family protein At5g16730, chloroplastic-like. The transcript has 3 exons. Lineage: Eukaryota; Viridiplantae; Streptophyta; Magnoliopsida; Solanales; Convolvulaceae. Gene Ontology annotation, biological process: reciprocal meiotic recombination. The record is from RefSeq and is a predicted model, not a curated record. The coding region runs from base 473 to 2959 and encodes 828 amino acids.
UGGGUGUGUAAUAAUCAAGAAAAAGAAGACAUCCAUUUUAUACAAUUUGUGUUGGGUUCUAUUUUACUGCCGCCUAUUCUGUUGCUGGUUGAGAGAGAGAAAGGGAGAGAGAGAGAGAGAAGACUGAAGCUGCAGGAUCCCCACUUCAAAUGAUUUUCUCUGUAAAUUCUUCUUCCCCAUCAAUUCUCUGCAUCUGCUCUUUGUAGAUACUUCUGCUACUAUACCAAUUCUAUUUCUUGUACUACAACCUUUAUACAGCAGCUGACAUUCACCCCCCACCAACACAUACAUAUCCAUACACCUAUAUAUCACACAGCAAUCUGAUGAAACUGUGUGUUCUGAGAGAUUUCCUUUCUGUUUCACAACAAUGGCAGCCUGACAAUGCUUGAGAUUUUAGCAUAAAACACCCCAUUUCCUCUUUCCUCUCUCAUCUACUGCUAAUAAGCAACUAUCUGCUUCCCCACCAGGCACCAUGUCCACCAAAUCCAAAUCUACACUGCCAGAAACCCCUAAGAGCAAAACAUCACCUGCAACUCCUAGGGCUACUAGUAAAGUGAGCAGAGGAGCAACUAAAUUUGAUGGCGAUUCGCCUUCGCAGAACUUGCGCUCUUCGGUCGAUCAGUCUCCAAGAUCUGCAGCUCCAAAGCCUUCUGUGGGAAGGUCCACUAAGCUUGGCACUCCACCUGAUAAAAAGCCGGCUCGUGUGUUGAAGCCAUCGGAGUUACAGACAGAACUGAAUCUUGCUCAGGAAGAUCUUAAGAAGGCGAAGGAGAAGUUGGCUUCGGUUGAGAAGGAGAAAACUCGGGCUCUCGAUGAUUUGAAGGAAGCGAAGAAGUUGGCUGAGGAAGCGAACGAGAAGCUCAGAGAGGCAUUGAUAGCUCAAAAGCGGGCUGAAGAUGACUCCGAGAUUGAGAAGUUUCGCACUGUUGAGAUAGAGCAAGCUGGGAUCGAAGCGGCUCAGAAGAAGGAAGAGGAAUGGCAGAAAGAGAUCGAGGCGGUGAGGAGCCAACACGCUUUGGACGUGGCUUCUCUUCUCUCGGCCACUCAGGAGCUGCAACGGGUGAAGCAAGAGCUUGCCAUGACUUGUGACGCUAAGAACCAGGCGCUCGCCCACGCUGAUGAUGCCACUAAGAUUGCUGAAAUUCAUGCUGGGAAAGUCGAGAUUCUUUCUUCCGAACUCAUCCGAGUUAAGUCCAUGCUCGAUUCCCGGGUAGAGAGCGAGUCCACUGAGAAGAAUCAGCUAGUGGAGGAGCUGAAUCUCGAGAUAGAGACUCUGAGGAAAGAACUCGAGAUGGCAAGAAGUUAUGAAGUGAAAAUGAUGGAAAAAGAGGCUGUCUUAGAACAAUGUAAAGUCGAUUUGGAGGCUGCAGAAAUGGCUGCAUCUUAUGCACAUAAUCUCGUCCAGGAAUGGAAGAAAAGAGUCGAGGAUUUAGAGUUUCAGACUUCAGAAGCACAAAGAACUGAGAGGUCUGCAUCCGAAUCUCUGGAAUCCGCCAUGAAAGAACUGGAAGGCAGAAACGAUUUGCUGCACGAUGCAGAAACCGAGAUUGCAUCUCUCAAAGAGAAGCUGGGCUUACUGGAGUUCUCGGUUGACAGGCAAAAAGGAGAACUUGAGGAAUCAGAAUGCCAUCUUAAGAUGGCCCGGGAAGAGGCUUCAAAAAUGGCUGAGAAAGUCGAAUCCCUUAGCUCUGAGCUGGAAACCGUAAAAGAGGAUAAAAUCCAGGCUUUAAAUAAUGAAAAACUCGCAGCUAACAGUGUAGAACAACUGCUUGAAGAGAAGAACAAACUUCUUGAUGAAUUGAAAAGUUCGAGGGAGGAAGAAGAAAAAAACAAGAAAGCGAUGGAAAGUUUGACCUCAGCUUUGCACGAAGUUUCUUCAGAAGCAAGAGAAGCCAAAGAGAAGCUGUUGUCUAGCCAAGCUGAAACCGGGAAUUAUGAAACACAGAUAGAAGAUCUGAAGCAGGUACUAAAAACCACAAACGAGAGGCACGAGAACAUGCUUGGUGAAGCAAAGCAAGAAAUUGAUCUUCUUACUAACUCCGUCGAGCAGUCUAAGCAAGAUUACGAGACGUUGAAGGCCGAGCAGGAGGAAAAGGAGCGUGAUUUGAUGAACUGUGUUGUGAAAACCGAGGAAGCAAAUUCAUCAAUGGAGAAAGAAAUCAAUAGGCUCGUAAACUCGUUAAAAGAGGCACAAGAAGAUGCUUCCAAUGCAAGGGAAGCCGAAGCUCGUUUGCAAAAUUCCCUGAAAGAAACAGACUCCGAGGUCGUUUAUCUAAAGGAGGUUCUGGGCGAGGCAAAGGCCGAGAGCAUGAAGCUGAAAGAGUCUCUAAUGGACAAAGAAAACGAACUGCAAAACUUUCUUCAGGAGAACGAGGAACUCCGAAGUAGAGAGGCCUCAGCAUUGAAGAAGAUCGAGGAAUUGUCCAAGAUGCUCGAAGAAGCUUUGGCCAAAAAGCAAGCUGAAGAAAACGGAGGGCUUACAGACAAUGAAAAAGAUUCUGAUAUGCUCCCCCUCCCGAAAUCCCCUGAACAAAAUGGUGUCAAAGAUGAAAAUCCUAAGAUGGAACUCCCGCCUUAUCAGCCCUCAAUAAUGGAAGAAUUUAAAGAAGUGAAUAACAACGACUCGAGUGAUAAUCCCAAAGAGAAUGCUAUUGAAGCCAAAGAUGAAGAAAGCAAGAACGAAGAAAAAGAAGAAAGCAAGAUCGAAGAGAAGCAAGCUAAUGAUUCUGUAGAAGCUGAGUUUAAGUUUGUGGAGAAAGACUCGUCUCCAGAAAGAGAGGCCGAGGCAAAGGAAGAAGUCCAUGAGAACUAUGAGCAGCCAAACGGGGUAUCUUCAAUAGAAAAGCACGAGAAUGGAAACACCUCUCCUGUAAAGCCACAAAGCCUGAAGAAGAAGAAGCCUCUGCUAAGUAAAUUCGGAAGCCUACUUAAGAAGAAAGGCGCUGUCAGCCAGAAGUAAAACAAAACACCCACUCAUCUACCGGUUUAUACCUGACCUGUAGAGAUAUAUUUAGAUCAGAUAUUGGGACCGAAACCGUUUGCUUGAUGAUUUUUGCUGCUUAAUUCCUUUUUGUUUCCUAAUAGGCGUUAAAUAUGAAAAGAAGUUGUGUAUCAUCAUCUUUAGUUGGUUUUGUUUUUCUUCUUCUUCCCCUCUGUCUCCUUUUUGACAGCCUGUUUCUCACUAUGACAGUCAUUGUGGUUAUUUAACCUUUUUGUAUCAGUGUCUAAAUGCUUGAAACUAAAGAAAUGUAAUACUUCUUACAUCUGCUUAAUAUGGAUUUGAUAUGGCCUA